This is a messenger RNA of Penaeus monodon (black tiger shrimp), 1238 nucleotides long. RefSeq names its product zinc finger protein 775-like. The transcript has 2 exons. Gene Ontology annotation, molecular function: RNA polymerase II cis-regulatory region sequence-specific DNA binding; DNA-binding transcription factor activity, RNA polymerase II-specific. Bases 73 to 1029 code for a protein of 318 amino acids. Gene Ontology annotation, biological process: regulation of DNA-templated transcription. The record is from RefSeq and is a predicted model, not a curated record. NCBI's taxonomy places the organism in Eukaryota, Metazoa, Arthropoda, Malacostraca, Decapoda, Penaeidae.
UGACAACUAGCGAACGAGCGUCAUUACCCUCCCCCCGUGCCCAGCACCCUUUCGUCCAGCCUCAGUGCCCACAUGAGCCCUUAUAAGUAUGGUGUAGCGGCUCGCCAUAGUCACCAGCUCCUCCCGCUUUCGACGAACAUCUUGGCCAUGUCUUGGAACCCGAACCAGAGCAGCUACGGCGUCACAGAGUGGAAUGCCUACGGGCCCAACGGAAUGUGGAAUAUGAUGUCAAUGUUCCCCGGCCUCCUUGCCGGCGCGGGGAUGAGUCACCCGGGCUAUAUGUACCCGGGGGCGGGCUACCAGGGUUCCAGCAUGUCCCACACGGCGGGGUUGCCCCAUCCCGCCGCCCUGCCGCACUCCUCUGCCCUGAACCCUGCAGCCGCACUGCAGCGACAUCUCGUUCCGGCCGCUGAGACAUCCCCGCCGCUGUCGCCUUCGGCUGCCAUGUACAAGCCACCCUCUCCUCACGCGGGUGUGGAUCCUACGACCUAUGUCCCAGUCACGCCCCCGCACUCCCCCACGUCCGCCACUCUCGACCAGAGGUUCGCGUAUCCUCUGCCCGCUGCCCAAGUCGCGCCGCGAAGCGUCGUGCCUACACAGCCCUUCGUGGGCGCGCCGGGCAUCGCGGCAUUGCCUGGCCGGGAACCUAUGGCCGCACCCCCGCUCGGCACCACCGUCGUGGAUGUCCCCACGCGGGACGAGAAUGGCCGCAAGCUGCCCCGCUGGAUGAUCAAGCGCGCCAUGUGCACCAUCUGCAGCAAGAGGUUCGAGAGCCGUCACAAGCUGCAGCUGCACCUGUACUCCCACACUGGCGAGCGGCCCCACGAGUGCGAGGUCUGCGGGAUGAGGUUCGCGCGUAAGUUCUGCUACAAGCGCCACCUGAAGACGCACUCGGCCAGCAGGCCCCACGUGUGCCCGAGGUGCGGCCGCGGAUUCCGGGAGAAAUAUGACAUGGAGACCCACAUGAUGACGGAGGUGUGCCUCAAGCAGGCGAAGGGAGACCACCUUUCGAGACACUCCCAUGUCUGACAACUCGCAGGAUAUUCGGAAGUUAGCAGCUAGUCAACUUGUGCUACCGAGGCCGCUGGAUGACGUCGGAACCAGCCUGGCGUCUUCUCGAACGUAGUUUCAACUUCUUAUGUACUGACAAAUUUUAGGCUUUGUACAUACUAUAUUUAGGGUUUUAUCAUGAACUGUGCUGUGAUUUUUAAUGCAUGUAAAUAAACUUUGAUUUUAUA